AUGCGGGCGCGCAAGCGGCGGCGCGUCGCUCUCGACGGCGCGUCCUCGCCGCGCUACGCCGGCGAGUCGCCGACGGCGGCGGCGCUGCGCGUCGACGCCUACGGCGCCUUCGCGGCGGCCCUCGACGCCGAGUUCCGCGCCUGCGCCGCGUCGCUCGCGGCGGCGCCCGCGGCGGCGGCGGCGGCCUACGUCGCCGCGCCGGCGCACGCCGAGGAGCUGCGCUGCGCCGUCGUGCGCUGCGGGUUCUGCGACCGGCUCCGGCCCGCCGCGGCGCGCGCGGCGGCGGCCGCGCUCGCGCGCGCGGGCUUUGGGACCGUCGUCGCGGCGCGCGCGGGCGCGCUCGGCGCGGCGGCGGCGGCCGCGCGCGCGGCGGCAUGCGGCGGCGGGGCCGUCGCCGUCGUCGUCCGCGACGCCGACGCGUGCGACGGGCCCGCGCUCGCGGACUGCGCCGCCGCGGUCGCCGCGCUCCCGCGCGCGGGCCUCGUCCUCGUCGCGCGGUCCGCCUGGCGGCUCCCGCGGCGCGCGGGGCAGGACGAGGGUGAUUCAACGCGGCGCGCGCCCGCGGCGCUGCGCGCGCGGUCCUUCGCGCUCCCGGGCGCGGGCGC
Messenger RNA from Aureococcus anophagefferens, 605 nucleotides. RefSeq lists its product as hypothetical. The record is from RefSeq and is a predicted model, not a curated record. The transcript has 2 exons. The annotation marks the transcript as partial. NCBI's taxonomy places the organism in Eukaryota, Pelagophyceae, Pelagomonadales, Pelagomonadaceae.